CAGCCCUUCGAACUCACUAAACCGGUGCAUUGACUUUUUUUUUCUUCUCCUGCCUCAGCUUUUCUCGCUGCUGAAAUACUACGCGCAAACUAUUCAGUAAUCGGGUGUUGCCGGAAGACAUUCCGUGAAGCUUGACAGAUCCAGGCGUCGGAGUUUCGACACUUCAUCGAAGGGCACAUCGUGCCAUAAUUUUUCUUCCCUUUCCGGUUGGUGUUUCUUCUACAAUAGGAACACUUCCUUUAGUGCAUCACCGGACCUUGUGGACGGUUCAAGGCUUUCUUCCGCUACGUUCCCACCACUAAACGCGCACUCUUACUACGUUUUCGGAAGCAACGCUGUAUCUCCUGCUGAUCACCGUGAUUUUCUUUUGUUCUUGGUGAACGAGUACUUGAAAUCGAAACUGCUUCCUCAGUUCGUUCCCCGCGAUCAUCGAUUUCGGACGUGACGCUUCGUUGAACAACAUUGUGAAGUGAGCCUUUCCUUCGCGCGGAUACCCCUGCGCGGCUGUGUUGUGCCCUUGCAGUCGAACCUCGUGCGAGCCGUUGUUCCACGUGGACUGUCGCCGCAGCGUGGAGCUUUAGUCACCGUGUCGAGGAUAUUGCGCUCUGUGCAGUCACUGGAGUGGUGUGCGUUGUUCUGCGUAGAUGCAAAAGACCUCCACCUGUGCACGGCAGGUUAUGUCCGAGUCAAGGGCACUCUGGUGGCUUCUUUGCUGGACUAUCAGCUGCUUGUCGCUCCAAGGAGCUCUGUGCGUGGCCAUUUGGAAGCUGUCGGUGCCACGCUGGGUGCCUAACGGCACCGAAGAGCCCGUGCUGCUGGACUGCGAGUACGUGUACAACGAGCACGACGUGCGACUCGUGGUCAAGUGGUUCUUCAACGACCUCCUGGAGCCCGUGUACCAGUGGAUACCGGAGCUGAACUCCCGGCAGGCGAGCGGCAUCCUGGCCGGUCACCUAGACGACUCCUCGUACACCGGGCCCUCGCAGUACCGGGCACUGCGCAUCAUACGGCCCACCACCGAGAUGAGCGGACUCUACACUUGCGUCGUUUCUUCCCUGGCCGGUAUAGACUCGAGGCAGCAGUCAAUGAUGGUCUACGUGCCGGCAAGAAACUUCACGCUGACGUACGUGACCACGCCAGUGCCAGCCGCGUCAACCGCUCCAGCCUCGUCCCUGGGAGUGCGAGCGCGAGGCGGGGCUCCCGCGGACACCACCUCCGCACCAGGGUCGUCCUCGAGCGGCAACUCGGGCGUCGGCGGGGCGACAGUCGAGGUGCACUGCGACGCCCUCGGGCUGCACCCCCGUCCCACGCUGCGGCUGUUCAGCAUCACACCGGACAUGCGUCGCACCGAGGUCCAGCGCGGCAGGACGCGCAAGAGUAACGGCACGUACGACAUCGAGCUGUGGCGCUCGUUCAGCGCCGAGCAGCUGCCGCCGUCGGUGACCUUCGAGUGCGUGCUCGAGAUACCGGGCACCGACUACGAGGUCCGCCGGAGGACUGCGUACAGUCCCGGAUAUCUCUACUUAACAGAUGCUUCUCAAAAACUCACCACGAAAACGACCUUGUUUGUCCUUCCACUUGCCUUCACGCUUCUAAAGACCUCUUACACUGCCGGAACUUGAAGACUAGUCCCAGGUUUGAUGGGGAACCUGUUGGAGAACUUCGAAGGAUGCCUAGUCGGACGUUCCAAUUGUUUGUAUCUAUGAUGUACAUACGCACAAAUAUUUGUAACGAGCCCCUCACCUCCGAUAGAGAGCAAUGAGACUGAACCGAAAAAUGGCACAUAUUUCAAGUUUUACGUUUCUAAGCCUUUAACUGGGAGCGCAGCAAUUAUUGUCGCCUUCCUUCGUUGUUAUAGUCGAUGUACUGUGAUACUAAUAGGCACUUGUUCACACUCAUAAUUUCGUCAUGGGUGGUACAGUUAUUGUUUGCUUGAAAUCAGCAGGCCAUUUAUUUUCGCAGCUGAUCAGCUGUACGAACAACUUAAUGGGAAUCCAAAGCACGGACCAAGAAAGUAAAGCAUUGAAAACUGGAGUGGUUGUUUCUCACAGCGUGUGCAUGCUAGAACUCUUUACUGGACAGCUCUUACGAGUAGAUACGACGUCGGAAAAUGAUUCGGUCGCCAUGGAAGAGGCUGU
Messenger RNA from Dermacentor albipictus, 2138 nucleotides. RefSeq lists its product as uncharacterized. The record is from RefSeq and is a predicted model, not a curated record. NCBI's taxonomy places the organism in Eukaryota, Metazoa, Arthropoda, Arachnida, Ixodida, Ixodidae.